Messenger RNA from Pyricularia pennisetigena, 276 nucleotides. RefSeq lists its product as uncharacterized. Bases 1 to 276 code for a protein of 91 amino acids. The transcript is spliced from 2 exons. The record is from RefSeq and is a predicted model, not a curated record. Lineage: Eukaryota; Fungi; Ascomycota; Sordariomycetes; Magnaporthales; Pyriculariaceae.
AUGAUCUCUGACCCAGCAGUGCCAAUCACAAACAACACCAGGCAGAAACCAAGCCGAGGCAACUGCGAAGCCAACACCGAUACCAACAUCAAGAACCAGCACGAAAGACCAGCCACCAAAGCCAUCGCCAUGGACCCGGUCCUCGUCUUCUUUUUCGUCCUCUUCAUCGCCAACGCUGUCGUCAGCAUUGGCCUUGCCCUUUUCGCCGCCGCCGUCGUCAAUAUGGACUGGGGCAUUGCCCCCGACGACGAUGUCAGGGAAAAGACCUUGGGCUGA